Funneliformis geosporum is the source of this 468-nucleotide messenger RNA. NCBI's taxonomy places the organism in Eukaryota, Fungi, Glomeromycota, Glomeromycetes, Glomerales, Glomeraceae. The record is from the annotation of a GenBank genome assembly.
AUGCUAGACAGAUUGCUACAAUCAUUACAUCAAGAACUUUCAACAACAAUCCAGGAUAUUAUAAGAUUACAAUUGGAAAAUAUCAAGAUGCUUCUUCAUUUAUUACCUGAAACUGCUAUACUUGAUCUACCAGAAGAUCAGUAUUAUGUCUUAUCAACAAUCUCUUCAUAUUUUGGCCCAAAUGAUGGUGAUCUUGCUCAAUUACCGCUUAUUACGCUUAUUACAGGUCAACCUGUAUUUCAAGUUCAAAUGGGUAAUAUAUCUGCUGAAACAUGGCAGAUGCUCAAUCAAAAACAUUCUGAAUUUUUAUCACGUUCAGCAAUCAAUACACUUCUCAAUACUAUUAAUAUUGACAGCUUUAGAGAAAAUGCUCAGCAAAUUAAUCGAAUGAUUUGUAAUAUAUUACCUGUUCCUGAAGGAAAAUUCUUUAUAUCACAAGAUGUAAAUUCAGUAAAUUCCACAUCAUAG